AUGUCUGAGAACACUAAAUUCUUUUUUCGACCAAAAGUUAGAUUUUGUCAAACAGAUGCCGAUGAAUUAAAUAAAGAGGAAUUAAAAAAUUCAACAGAUCAAAAAAAUGCAAACCACCUGAGUAAACCGAAAAUUAGAAGUAUUGUAACUUUGGAUAAGCCUAUUAUUUUAUUGAAAUCAGAUAUAGUGUCUAACAAUCUUCAAAGUAAAAUUUCAAAGAGUUCUGAUUGUACUAAAAAAAUUGAAUCACCACCAGGAUGUAAUAAUGCAACUGAUUCUUGUACAGAAGAAAUUGCUUCUCCUUUAAUUAAUACUUCUUGUAAAGCUGGAACUCAGAAACCAUUAAGUAAUUUAAAUAAUAGUCAAUGUGCCAAAUUAAAUUCUAAAGAGGCUGACAAGAACAAACAAUCUGAUAAAUCUUCUAUUGAUACUACAGCAAUUUCUUUGGCACCUAUUGUACAAGAAGAAACAUUGGAUGAAGUUCUUAAGUCACAGAACUCUGUUAAGUCUGCUAUUGUAAAGAGAGACUACAUGAAACGUAAAAAGGGGAAAGAAAAUGAUGCAUUGAUGGCUAAAAAAAAUAUUAAUAGUACCACUAAAAAAAGUUCAGAUUCAAAGAUUAUAGUAUGCAAAGUUAAACCUUGCUUAAGUAGUACUGACAGUAAAAAAAUGAACGAAUCUAGAGCAUCUACCAUUUCAUUUGCAUCCAGAAAAGCAAAAACAAAGUCUGUUGAUGUGAUGCCAUGUCAUAAAUAUGGUACAGUAACAUCUAGGACUAAGACUUCCCAUGUAAAAAAGAUUAUGAUAAGGGAUGUAGCUGGUCCCAAAGUAAAACCUUACAUUGGACCAGGAGUACCACGUAAAAGACAAGAUGUGAAAGGUCUAGAUACUGAUAAAAAUGCUUCUACAAAACUACAUACAUCUGGUGAAAAAUUAGCAAGACCAGAGUACAAUUCAAUAAUGUGUACAAUUAAUAAAUUGAAUGAAAUGAAGCAGGAGAAAGUUGUAGUUGACUUUGAGCAUUUAGGAGCAUCUUAUAAGAAUUUUAUAAAUCGAAAGAUUUCCAGUGCCUUGGAUUUCCCUCUUGAUGAAGCUGUCUACAAAAAUUUAAUGGACUUGUCCAUAGAUGAGAAACAACUGCCUAGCAGAUUAACUCGUAGUAAGGAUCCAGAGCCACGGCAAAGAGACAUUGUACCAAUACUGUCAGACUUCUUCAAACCAGAAUCGACUGAAGAAUAUUGUACUGCAGUAUCUAUUAAACCAAGGGCAGCAGAAGUUGUAGACAGUUGGAAUCCUUUCAAAAUAAGUGAUAAGAUAUUUGAAUGGAAACAUCGUUUGGACCAUGUAUAA
This is a messenger RNA of Dufourea novaeangliae, 1350 nucleotides long. RefSeq lists its product as uncharacterized. NCBI's taxonomy places the organism in Eukaryota, Metazoa, Arthropoda, Insecta, Hymenoptera, Halictidae. The record is from RefSeq and is a predicted model, not a curated record. Bases 1 to 1350 code for a protein of 449 amino acids. The transcript is spliced from 2 exons.